GUUAAAAGUGCGUGGAAAUAUUGACCAUGCUAGAGAAAAUGGUCAGCCCAAAAAAAUUAGUAAUAUUGGCUCUCGGGCAAUUGAGAAGCAAAUUAAAAAGGAUUCGUCUAUUUCAACAAGAACUUUAGCAGCAUAUCUAUCAAGUAUAGGUAAUGACAUUUUAUAUAGAACAAUUGGAAGGUAUUUGGCUAUAAUGGGAUAUGUGAAAAAAUGUCUCAUGAAAGACCCCAUGCUGACUAAUAACCAAAAAAGAAAGAGAGUAGAAUGGGCCCAGGCUCAUCUUAAUGAUAAUCGGAACAGAACUUUUUUUACAGAUGAAUCAGCCUUUUAA
This is a messenger RNA of Racocetra persica, 331 nucleotides long. The record is from the annotation of a GenBank genome assembly. NCBI's taxonomy places the organism in Eukaryota, Fungi, Glomeromycota, Glomeromycetes, Diversisporales, Gigasporaceae.